GGAAAAUGAUCAAACAACAUUAUAUUGAUCAACUGUGAUUACGUCAUAAAUUGCCAGUCAUUAUGACGUUGAGAUUUACUUUGCAUACAUACUAUACGUCAUGAUACUGUGACAUCACAAUGUUAUACAUUAUCAUUGAUAUUGUGUAGUAACACGCAUUCUGUAAAUCAAAGAAAUCAACAUGGGGUUGUUUCAGAGUUGUUUGGCUAGAAAUAACAAAGUCGGUGUCAUGAAAGAGGAGAAAGAAGUGUACGAUAAGGUACGCCGUACGAUGGUAACAGAGGGGGUGACGGAAAAGAAAGGAGGGGUAGCAUUCGGUCUGACCUUUGUGUCGGAGGAAGCCCCAAAGAUGCCGCCUCGCAGACUGAUGGAACUCAAAAAAGAGGAUCCCGAGAAAUGGAGAGAAAAUCAAGGAAAGAUUUUGGCAAGGAAACAGAUGCUGGCACAACAAAAGAGAGAGGAGGCCCGCAUUCAGAAACAGAUUGAAAAAGCCCACAAAGAAAUGGAGAGGCUUGAAAAAUACGUCAACCUUGGUGUUGAUUAGAUCCAAUCAUUGAAAAAGACAUCCCUGCUGUCUUUCAACUUGAUACCCAAUCGCUCUAAUUUAAUGUUUGACUCUUUAAAUAAGUGUGAGGCAUUUUGUAGGAAAAAAUCUGUCUUUCUACAUUUGAAGGACAUCAUGGCAACAAACGAUAUAAAUGUUUGCUGUUUUUAAUUCAUCAGCAGUUCGAUCAACUCCGUUUUCAGAUGUUCACAAGCCUCAACGCAUUAAAUAUUUAUACAAACGUAAAUAAAUCUUUGUAUAGAGCGUGUUAUCUUCUGUGUUUGU
This is a messenger RNA of Magallana angulata, 829 nucleotides long. RefSeq lists its product as uncharacterized. Lineage: Eukaryota; Metazoa; Mollusca; Bivalvia; Ostreida; Ostreidae. The transcript has 2 exons. The record is from RefSeq and is a predicted model, not a curated record. The coding region runs from base 182 to 544 and encodes 120 amino acids.